This is a messenger RNA of Marmota monax (woodchuck), 4096 nucleotides long. RefSeq names its product proline and serine rich 2 (gene Proser2). The transcript is spliced from 4 exons. The record is from RefSeq and is a predicted model, not a curated record. Bases 211 to 1629 code for a protein of 472 amino acids. NCBI's taxonomy places the organism in Eukaryota, Metazoa, Chordata, Mammalia, Rodentia, Sciuridae.
GCCCGCGGCGCGGCGCGGCGACUGGACGGUUGGCUAGGUGCGCGGGCGUGUUGGCUGGCGGGCUGCGCGGGGCUCGGGGUCGCGGUACGCGUGGGCACCUGCCGUCCCCGCGGAGGGGACUCCCGCCAGAAGUAAUCCUCUGCCUCGGAAUGGGAUACUGGCUCCUUCCCCACUCCUGUGAUCAAGCCGGGAACUGAGGCUUCUGUGGGGAUGCCUGUAAACCAUCAGAAAUCAGACUUCUCGGAGAUGGACUCCGACCUGUCACCCAGCUGCAGGCUCAGUGACUUGAGCAGAGGUGGGAGUCUGGAGAGUCGAAGCAGCAGUUCGCGGUCCAGAAGUUUCACUUUGGACGACGAGAGCCUGAAGCACCUCACACACGAGGAGAAGGAUGUCAUCCUGUUUUUUGAAGAGACUCUUGAUUCCCUGGAAGAUGACUUUGAGGAGCCAACCCUGUGUGACAGUGGUAUUCAUUGCCACUCUCCGCAGUCUCUGGAGAGCCCUUCCAGUCACUCUGAGCCUGAAGAUGUCAUCGAUUUAGUGCAGCCAAGACCUGCAGCUGGGGACAUGGAGUGCCUUCCAGAGAUGCCCCAGGAAGCAGGGGCUGGACCUGUUGGGAAGGAGCACGUUGCUGUCCUCAAAGGCAGGAAACAAGACACUGAGAAUUCCCAAGCACCAGCGCCCACAGGUCCUGAAGCCCUUCCUCUGCCACCUUCCCUGCCUGAUGUCCCAGCCCUGGCCUACACCAGGAGGGAGCUGCCCUCCCCUUCUCCCCCAGCAGAGCACCCAAAGCUACCCCGCUCAGUCCCUACUCCGCUUGUGAUUGCUCAGAAAAUCUCCGAGAAGUUGGCAGGAAAUGAAGCCCUCUCCCCCACAUCCCCCUCGAAGGAGGGCAGGCCUGGAGAGUGGCGGACACUGACUUCUUUAGCCUCUCGAAACGGAGACCAAUUCCCCUGGCACCGACACACAGCACAGCCUGCGCCCAAGAUUCACCGCUUCCCCAGCAACAUCAGCGUGACCAACAGCUCUGGGAAGGACUUCAACAAGACCAUCUCCAAAGCAGCCGUCAACGUUCAGGAGCGCAAAGCCCAGGUCCUGGCCAACAUCAACGGCGUCUCUUUCCUCACCUCGGGGGACACAGAAAACCAGUCACCAAAGAGUGAUCUCACAGAGAAGAGGAGUGUCCCUGCAGAUCAGGGGACGCCCUCCUGGAGCAAGCCAGGGCUGGCCAAGGAAGCUGAAGGGCCACGAGCAGGCGCGCAGGCCAGUGGUGGUCAGCAGUCCAGAGGUGUGCAGACAGAGCAGCCCCCAGUGCUGGCCAACGGCUUCCAGAGCAUCCAUGAGGUGCUGCGGAGUGAGCCCAGUCCCUUCAUGUCUACUGGAAAGACCGUCACCUUCCGCCCAGACCCCACUCUUGCCAGCAAGCUUGCACGCCAGAACGCCAGCAGGAGCUUCUGCGAGCCCCGGCCUCCAGACUGUGGCCAGGACGCCAGGAAGCGGGCAGGCUCUCUCCCCAGAGCAGUGGGGUUCAGGCCCCAGGGCAUCACUGUGCAGUUCUCUGGCCGGGGCUCCACAGAGGAAGCUCGGCGGGAGGCCCUGCGCAAGCUCGGGCUACUGAAGGAGAACUUGUGAUGGGGACUAGCCUGGGGAUCACCAAAGGCCCCCUGCCCGCUCCCUCAGCAGGAUGGCUAAGACACCUGCUUAUUCCCCUCCCUGAAAAGGGGGUGAAAUGAAACAGUGAUGGGCCCUCUCGGGCCUGCAAAUUCAGGACCUGGUUGGCCUGAAAUGCACAUGUGAAGAGCAGGACCUGGGGGCCCAGCAGCUGUGGCCCUAUGAGGAGGGGAGCCAGAGACGCUGGGCCUGGGAAGUCCCGCAGGGGAGCAGGGAAUUCUGUGAGAGCCUGGACCCAUAUCUUUUCACCUUCCUUUUUCUAAGGUCUCAGAGAAUAAACUUUUAAGUCCUGAUGGCUUCCAUGAUUUGUAAAUGCCAUAUGUUUUUAGAAUUGGGAGGGGGGAAUUGGCCCGAGUGCCUCAGCUAGCCUUUUAUCCUAAGUGGAGGACAUGAAAGCCAGUUUAGAUCUCAUCCUCAGGAUUUUCACCUCCUCUUCUAAGAAAAUUAAGAAGAAAAGCUUGUUAAAUUUUUCAUAGUUUCAUAAUAUACUUUUUUUUGUCCCUUUGUUUAGUUUUAAAGUAUGAAAGAUGAAACAUCACCUGGGUAUAUUUUUGUUUCUGGAUCCACUUGGUUUUCCCAGUUUAAUUGAAAAUUGAAAUGAAAUCUUCACAGUAUGAUUCACUAUCAUUUUGAGGUGUGAGAGUCAAAUAGGUAGAUUUUUGGAAAGGAUGGUGUAUGAGUCUGUGUUGUGUGUAUAUAUGUACAUACUAUAUGUUGACAUAUAAUAGGCAUUGUGUGUAUAUACACGCACAUUUGUUAGUCCGUAAAUAUAAACUUCUGAAAACCCUGCUAUGUAGCAACCAGCACUUCUCCUGAUGGACACAGCCCCCUCAGCAUUACCAUGGAUGACACAAGAAAUCCUUACUUCCUAAUAUGGAAGUCUUCUAAGGCCAUGUGUCCAUAUUUUGGUGAACUAAAAGUACUUUUUCCCUCAACGGUGUGUUGUUCUGUUCCCAAUUAAGGUAAUGUUUCCUGCUUCCAAAGAAGCAAGAUGGUUCCUGUUUUAUUAAAGAACAUUUUUAAAAUAUUAAUCUUAUUUAUCAACCAAUUCGAGUUUUGAGUGCUCCACGAUAUCUAGGAAACAGAAGAUUCUGAAAGAUUCCCGAUUGAACAUGUUCCAUGAGCAACAUCUCAGGAUGCAUUUAAAAGGGAAAAAACCCGGGAACUAGGUUAGGCAGCGUGAAAAGAACUGUUUUUCUCCCAGGCCACGCUGGGUUGUAGCCACGAGCAUUAUCAUCCAGACUAUUUAAGGUCUGAGUCUGAAACUUCUAAAAAUAGACAGGGAAGGGCUGCCCUGCACAGUCACACCCUGGUGUGUCCCCACCAGCUCCCUCACAGAGCCCGUCUCUUUCCUGCUGAGUAUUACUGGAUCCAGGCUUGACACGUGCGGGAGGGUGUGUUCCUGGUAUUCCGCUGGUCUUGGAAGUUACAGUAAACAAAUGAUGAUGGUUUUUUCCUUAGAACCUCAGUAUUUAGCAUCUUGUUCAGCUCUUAUCCUGAUGAAAUAAUCUCAUAGAUUCUUGAUCUUGAUUUAAGUAGGUGUGUUAAUCUUACAGCUUUUAAAAGUGCUUAUUUUAAUUUUACUCCUGUUUAUGUUGUCUUUGUUUAGAGGAUUCGUGAGAGUUUCCUUUUUACAAAGUGAGAUGCCAUAUAAUGUUCAGUAACUGAGAGUCUUGACACAGCUAAUGUUUUUAAAAUCCUUUAAAUAUGAGGAUUUUUUUCUUUUUAUCUUGUCCUAUGAUUUUGUUGUGAACAGGGUGAACUUGACUGUAUAUUAGUAUAUUUGUUUGCAUAAUGACAUUUUUGAAAAAUAAAUUUUAGUUUUUAUCUUUCAUAUAAGCAACUUUUUAAUAUUAUACACUAUAUUCCCAAUGAUUUUCUUUUAAAUGAUUAUGUUUUCCUUCUAUUUAUUCAUGUUUUUAUUGUUUCAUAAUUAUACUAUUAAUAUACCCGCUUCUCGUGCUCAGAACCCUAGUGACUAAUGCUCUAUGUUUUGUAAGAGGUUCAAAAGACAGCUGCUAAUGGCCUACCUGUAUUUUAUAUAUAUAUAUAUAUGUUUUGUGUGUGUGUGUGUGUGUGUGUGUAUAAAAUCAUGUUAACAAAAAGUCUUGAUUGCUGAGGGGCGUUAGUUUCCUUGCCAUAACUACAUGAUGUGACAUUCUUAAAGCCAUCCUGUUCAAGGUAAUUUAAAGGACCAUAUUUCAAAGCCAGAUUGUAAUGAAAAGGAAAGAUGAGUCCAAAGUGCCCAGUUUCUUUUCAAGUAAUGCUUGCAAAUGAGUCUCCACUUUAUAAAAUUCUUUCUUGAUACUUAAAAAUCAAGCAAAAAAAUAACCUUUGCUUUUAGGAGCAUGUGUACAGAUGCCCAAACUAGAGUCUCUUCUGUAAAUAGUACUUCCUUGCAGUUACCAGAAUAAAGGGAUUUGCUCCA